GUCAUUCUUCAUCGCAUGUUUCAAUCGAACAUCUGUUUACGUUUCAGGUCUGAAGAACGUAUGAUAUGAGAAAUAAUAAUUUUGUUCGACACAAAAAUAUUUAAAAUGUCUGCAAAUGCAAACAGUUUCUGUCAACAUAUCACCAUAGCUGUUCUUCCACCUACAUGUUUUUCACCUAAUUGUAGUAAAAGUGUAAAUAGUACAGAACACCAAGACGAUGUCUUCAGUGAAAAAUCUGAAAAAUCCGUGAUACAUAGAAAGUGUAAAUUCAACCUCAACUUCAGCUCCUUCAAAUACUUCAUCUAUUUUUGCAUGUGGUUGGGAUGCUGCAUUUUGUUGACGUCCUCAAGGGAAAGCUUUCAUCCCAUACAUCAGCUGAGUAUACAGAAAGAUAUUACCACAGAAUACAUCGUCAACAAUUCUCCCAAGGAUGGAAGAAUAAAGGUGGUUCUUGGAGGUGCUUUUCUUCCAGCUUAUUAUGCUAAUUUGUCGACACGAUGGGUUAAUGUUCAUUUACAGAUGAUAGAAACUGUGGGUUGUCCAAUGCAAGACACUGUCCUUACAUCUUCUAAAGUCAAGAAAAUAGAGAACGUCACCCAGGUUUGGAAAAUUCCGACAGUAACAGAAAGUCUAAUUGGUAUUGUUCCUGAAAUAUCUACUAAAAGAGUAUUUGUGUUGAACGAAACCAGCAUAGUCAAAGCAAAAAACUACUUGCUGCAGAUCUGUUUGGGAACAAAUCUGAAUGUAAAUUUACCGAUUUCCCUGGGUUAUGAUACUGAACCCAUCGAUCCCGAUGCCGGAGUUGUAUAUGCUGGAUUGGUACUCAUUGGAUUGUAUGUGGUUAUAAUAUUCGAAUUAUUACACAGGACUGUUGCAGCAUUAUUCGCUUGCAUUCUAUCCUUAUCAAUUCUAGCUGCUUUCAACGCAAAACCUUCAAUAGCUGAGAUAGUAUCUUGGAUCAGUAUGGACACUCUUAUGCUCUUAUUCUCGAUGAUGAUCCUAGUGACAGUUAUUAGUGAAACUGGUAUUUUCGACUACAUGGCAGUUCAAACUUACAAGUUUACAGAUGGAAAAAUAUGGUCUUUGGUAAACAUCCUAUGCUUGAUUGCUGUUGUUUUCGCCUGCUUUUUGGAUAACGUAACAACAGCUCUUUUAAUAACACCAGUCACUAUAAGGUUAUCAGAAGUUAUGAAACUUAACCCUGUACCAGUCUUAAUGUGUACGGUUAUGUUUUCCAAUAUUGGAGGGGCCAUCACUCCCCUUGGAGACCCUCCAAAUGUUAUUAUUGCAUCGAAUCCAGAUGUCUUGAAAGCUGGUGUGAAUUUUAUGUCGUUUACUUUACACAUGGGACUUGGCACUUCUAUUUGUUUUAUUGUAACUUACGGAUAUUUGAGGUUUUACUACAGGAAUGUGAAGAAUUUCAGACAUCCAGAACCGCCGGAGGUUCAACAAUUGAAGGGCAAGAUAGCUGUUUGGCGACGAACAACAGCAUCCGUCAGCAGCUACAGUAGAGAUGAAAGUUUUGUGAAAGAAAAUUUGAAGCGUAGAACAGCGAAGUUAAUGGGAAAAUUGAAAAGUAUGAACAACAUAACGAUAACUGAAGAUGAAUUCAGCAACAACCUACAAGACCUUAGAAAACAAUAUCCCAUAAAAGACUUGUGCCUUCUGAUUAAAUCUGGCGGAACAAUGAUGUUAGUCAUUGUGGCCCUACUGCUUCAAUCUGUUCCAUCUUGGAAUACUUUAGGUAUGGCAUGGACUGCACUUCUUGGUGCUCUCCUAGUUAUCCUACUUUAUGACAAGGAUGACGUUGUUGGAAUAUUUACCCGGAUUGAAUGGUCAACACUCCUAUAUUUCGCAGCACUAUUUAUUCUGAUGGAGGCUCUCUCGAAAUUAGGCCUUAUCGACGCAAUAGGAAAGAAAACGCAGUUUAUAAUCAACUCAGUGGUUCCCGAGUACAGAUUGACAGUCGCUAUUGUUCUUAUUUUGUGGGUUUCCGGUCUGGCUUCCGCAUUUGUCGAUAACCUACCACUUACCACCAUGAUGAUUAAGAUAGUCAACAAUCUCUGCACUGACCCUCAACUGAAUCUACCGUUUCAACCACUCAUAUGGGCCUUAUCUUUCGGAGCUUGUCUUGGCGGAAAUGGGAGUCUUUUUGGUUCUUCUUCGAAUAUAAUUUGUGCUGGUGUAGCUGAACAGCAUGGAUACAAAUUCUCCUUCACUGAAUUCUCCAAAGUUGGUAUUCCAAUUGUUAUUUUAACGCUGAUGGUAACAACACUUUAUCUCAUUAUUUGUCAUGUGGUUCUUCAGUGGAACUCAUGAAUGGAAUAGAAAUAGCCAUAAUCGUUUCAAUAAAGAAUUAUAUGUUAUAA
Molecule: messenger RNA, 2369 nt
Organism: Harmonia axyridis
Lineage: Eukaryota; Metazoa; Arthropoda; Insecta; Coleoptera; Coccinellidae
Product: P protein-like
Exons: 14
Coding region: 106-2319 (737 amino acids)
Biological process (GO): transmembrane transport
Cellular component (GO): membrane
Source: RefSeq, a predicted model, not a curated record